AUGGUUGCAACUGAUUUGGAUUCUGGCGAAAAUGGCAGAAUAACUUACACUAUAAAAUAUUCAACUGCACCGGGUCUUUUUAGCAUUGAUUCCAGUGGUCAGGUGACGUUGCAAGGCCCACUUGAUUUCGAGACUGAAACGUCUUACACACUUACGAUACUUGCUGAGGAUAAUGGCGUUCCUAAAUUGAACGCAACUGCUGGGCUUACUAUCUCUGUGAACGAUAUCAACGAACAACCGAGCAUAAGUUGUGUUGGAAAUUGCAUUUAUACCGUCUCUGAAGAUGUUCCAAAAGGUACAUCAUUUGGCCGACUCUUAUCAACAGAUCCAGACAGGGCAGCCAAUUGUCUGCUGCAGUACGUUAUUCAGCCCGAAUAUGCAGCAAAGAAAUUCGCAGUAACCAGCAGUGGAAACAUCACCACAAUUGACAGCCUUGACCGCGAGGACCGUGCACAGUACGUCUUCUAUGUAACUGUUAGAGAUUGUGGGCAACCUCCGCUGACCGAUAGUGUUCGCGUUACUGUAACAGUUGGGGAUGUAAACGACAAUAUUCCCCAGUUUCCUGGUCCUUAUAACGUGGAUAUAUCUGAAGAUGAAUCAUCUGGAAGUACUAUCGUGCAAGUUAAAGCCACUGAUAGCGACGAGGGAGCUAACGGUGAGAUCGUGUAUGAAAUUGUUGGAACUGAUGCAACAGACUUUGAAAUCGACGCAAACGAUGGAACUAUAAGAAAUAAAGUGAAACUUGAUUAUGAGAAAAAGACGAAUUACACAUUUACCGUGAUUGCGCGAGACCAAGGACCAGGCAAUAAUUCUGGCAGGACAAAAGUAACAGUGAAUGUUAUUGAUGAGAACGAUAAUGAUCCAGUAUUUCAAGGAACACCAUACAUUACUAAUGUCAAGGAAAGUGCUGUUAUAGGGACACCCGUCAUUGACGUGAAUGCUACAGAUAUUGAUUCAGGAGCUGGAGGUCAAUUGAAAUAUUUUAUCAUCUCUGGUAAUAUCGGACAAGGCUUCACGAUUCAUGAAGGAACUGGUGUGAUAACUGUCAACUCUCCUCUAAAUAGAGAAACAACGUCGUCAUACGCGUUGAUUGUGCGAGCAAGAGAUAGUGGUUCUCCCUCACAUCAAACUGAGACCACAGUCACGAUAAGAGUUGGUGAUACAAACGACAACUAUCCCGUAUUUCAAGGUCAACCCUACAUUGCAUUUGUUCCUGAAGACCAUGAUACCACGCAGCCAGUAAUAAAGGUUUCUGCCACGGAUGAAGAUGAUGGAGCUUUUGGUGAAAUUACUUACAGAAUUGAUUCCUUUGCAAAUGAGACAUUCAGUAUUGAUAACAAUGGGAACAUUCGUGCGAAGAUAUCGUUGGACUUCGAAACGAAGACAUUUUAUAUUUUCACAGUCAUAGCUACCGACGGGGGUGGUCUGACACAACCUGCAAUUGUCACUAUCCAUGUGACCGACGUGAACGACCACGAGCCUCGUUUUGAUAAGAAUCCUUAUAUAGAAAGUAUGGAUGAAAACUUGGAUGCUGGUCACGUGGUUGGUAAGGUUAACGCAACCGAUGAAGAUUCUGGUCAGCGCGGUUCUGUGACUUAUUUAAUCAUUGAUGGAAAUCACGGAAACGCUUUUUCAAUCAAUGCCGACGGUGAAGUUACUUCUCUGGUCCGUCUCGAUCGGGAAACUCAAGCAAUGUACAACCUGACUAUCGAAGCUAAAGACGGCGGUUCACCGGCAAAGAGAUCAACAACACAAAUGAUAAUCAUUGUAGUGGACAAAAACGAUAACACUCCAACUUUUGACGAAUCAUCCUACUCCUUUUCCAUUGCGGAGAAUAACAAAGCAAAUGACGAAGUUGGACAAUUCGGUCCGGCGACAGACCGUGAUAAUGGCACGAACGGUGAAAUUGUGUAUACGAUAAUAAGCGGUGAUCCUAACGGAAAUUUCGAGUACAACAAUGGGAAACUGCUUGCUAAGAAGGCUCUUAAUCGUGAAGAAACGGCGAUGUACGAUCUUUCUGUUGAAGCUAAAGACAAGGGUAUUCCGUCUCUUUACUCGGCUGUCUCGGUAAAAGUUAUUGUAUUGGACGAGAAUGACAAUUCUCCUGUGUUUUCGAACGACCCAUAUAACUGUGAUAUCCAUGAAAAUUCUGCCAAAAAUUCACGAGUUUGUUCUGUUGUUGCCACUGACCAAGAUGCUGAAGAUAAUGGCGAUGUUAUUUAUGAACUGCUUAAACCAAGUAACGAAUUCCGUGUCGAUCAGAACAACGGUGAGAUCAGGACGUUGGUGCUACUGGACAGAGAACAAACAUCCUCCUACACUUUUGAUAUCACAGCCAAAGACAAAGGUUCGCCAAGUAGAAAUGCUACUGUGACAGUGAACGUGGACGUUCUUGAUAAGAAUGACAAUGAACCGAAAUUCAACCAAUCAUCGUACAGUUUUGAUGUCAGUGAAGAUGCUCAGGCAAACACGAAGGUCGGUCAAGUGUUUGCGGAGGACGAUGACGCAGGAAUAAAUGGCGAGGUUGUGUUUAGUAUUACGGCAGGAAACGACACUGCAUUUUCAAUUAACAGCGGUACUGGUGUCAUUAUACUCAAGUCCAAUUUAGAUCGCGAGUCGAUUGCGAGCUAUAAACUGACUGUUACAGCCGCUGAUCGUGGUACGCCGUCUCGGUCCUCUAGUCGUGAGGUCACUAUUACAGUGACUGAUGUUAACGAUAAUUAUCCAGUAUUUACCGCUGACCCGUAUCAUGGCAAGAUCGCAGAAGACGCUUCGGUUGGUUCGUCUGUUGUGCAGGUGAAAGCAGAAGACGCAGACGAAGGAGAAAACGGUAAAAUCAAGUACAGUCUUACUGGAGGGACCGAUAAAGAUCACUUUUCUAUCGAUCAAGACUCUGGUCUUAUCAAAACAGCGAUUCAACUGGACUACGAAAGCAAAAAAUCGUAUUUACUGGUGGUUACAGCCAGUGACGGUGGUGUUCCAGCAAAAACCAAGACGACACGGGUGAAUAUAACAGUUGAGAAUACGAACGACAACGCACCGACAUUUGAGUCAGGUUCGCCUACCAUCCGUAUCAGCGAAGCCGUCGCCAUAGGAACGAAUGUCGUGAAGUUUAACGCUACUGACAAGGACGGCAGCCCUUUGGCAUUUCUUAUAACUGCUGGCAAUGUUGGAGAAACGUUUACCAUUGAUAAAAACACAGGUGUUUUAACGACAAAUAAGAGCUUGGAUCGGGAGACAACACCGAGGUACAAUUUAACUGUCACUGUAACGGAUACGGCAAACGGCGGUGGCGGUGGUCAGAGUUCAUCAAAGAAUCUCAGUGUCAUUGUAACAGAUGUGAAUGAUAAUUCACCUCUUUUCUAUCCUGAUUCGUAUUCCGUGAAUAUAACUGAGAAUACUAAAGCAGGUCCUAUAGUGACCGUCACUGCAACUGACAUCGAUGAAGGUGACAACGCCAAGAUUACUUACACCAUUGAUCCAAUUUCUGCGGAUAAAUUUGUCAUCGACCCUUCAUCUGGAGAGAUCUCUACGAAGACACCGCUGAACUACGAAGAGAGCCCACGUCACGAAAUCACUGUUACCGCAAAGGACUCCGGGACGCCUUCGUUGUUUUCCACAGCAAAGGUUGUUGUGAUCGUUAAAGAUGUGAAUGACAACAACCCUGAUUUCCCGGGUGAUUAUUCCACAUCACUAACGGAAAACACAGGAGAAGGAACUGUUAUACGGGUCGAGGCCAUUGACCCUGACCAAGGGGUAAAUGGAGAGAUUGAAUACAGAAUUACCGCUGGAGGGAUUAUAAUGAGGGGUAAGUGUUGCUAUUUUGCAUCAUCAAUGUUCUUUACAAUCGGAAUUUCUGAUGGGAUCAUAAAAGUGGCCAAGCCCGUAGAUAGAGAAAAAAAUCCAUCAUUCAUCCUCACCGUCACUGCAAGUAACAAAGUUCCCGCAGAUUCCUCAGCAUCGCCGACCAAGACCACAGCUACUGUUACAAUAGCAAUUGAUGACGUCAAUGACAACGCACCAAACAUAACCAACACUGACACGUCAGUCAAUGUUAACGAAAAUUCUCCGAACGAUACUCAGGUUAUUGAUGUAGAUGCUGUUGAUGACGACCAUGGAGUCAACAGUGAGAUUGAGUUCAAAAUUGUGGAUGGUAAUAUAAAUGAUGUUUUUGCAAUCAAUAAAACAAGUGGUUUGAUCACAGUCCAGGGAGAUAUUGAUCACGAAACUCGCGCGUCAUACACGCUCGUGGUUCGUGCGUUUGAUAAAGGGAGCCCAAGUCUUUUUUCAGAGAAAGAAUUCUUGGUGAACGUUACGGAUUUGGACGAUAACCCUCCUGUGUUCACAGCAGAACCUUACGAAGGUUCUGUGAGCGAGGCUGCCAACGUCUCCACAUUCGUAAUUCAAGUCAAAGCAACUGAUGCAGAUUCUGGCGCGAACGGGAAAAUCAAGUUUUCUAUCGUGUCCGGGAACACGAACAAUCUAUUCAGAAUCGACGCAGAAUCUGGAGAUAUUCUCACAAACGCCCCCUUGGACUUUGAAACGGUCCCUUCUCAUACUUUGAAAGUCAGAGCCGAGGACAAAAGUCAUUUCAUUGAAACGAAUGUGGUAAUACGUGUUGUUAAUGUAAACGAUAAUGACCCAGCAUUCAACCCGUCUUCUUAUGACGAGAGUAUUCCAGAAAAUGCAGGAUUAAACCACCAGGUGGUCACGUUAUAUGCCACGGACAAAGACGCGUUUGGUGGAUUGACCUACACCAUUAUCGAUGGCAAUGCAGAAAGUAGAUUUACUCUUGAACCUUCAAGCGGAAAACUCCGAGUGGCUGGCGACUUAGAUCGAGAAACUACAGCUCUCUACAACUUAACCGUUCAAGUGACCGACGGUGGUGCGCCGAUGCGUUCCGAUACCACUUUCGUAGUGAUUAGGAUCACGGACAUCAACGACAACCCACCGAGAUUUAACCCAACACACGAACAUGUAUCCGUACAGGAGAAUUCUCCGGUUGGAUUGACCGUAAUCAAAAUAUUUGCUGAAGAUAAAGACAUUGGUGUAAACGGCGAGGUUCACUAUAACGUUACCGAAAGAAAUGAUGGUCUACUUUUCAAGUUGAAUGCAAGUUCAGGUGUUCUCAGUGUGAACGGAAAUAUUGACCGAGAAACAACGACUAGCUUCAGGCUUAAAAUUAUCGCCCAAGACAAGGGCGCGAACUCCAUGAAAUCAACUCCACUUAUCGUUGACAUUAAUGUUUUGGAUGAGAACGACAACAGUCCUAAAUUUACAAAAGAAAGUUACGCACGAUCUAUUUCUGAGACAAGUUCUAUUGGAUCGUUUGUUGAGGAAGUGGAAGCUACUGAUGCAGAUAUUGGUGCGAACGCUGACGUCGUUUACGUGCUGUUGAAUGGAACAGAAUUUUUCAAAAUCACUAACGAAACUGGUGUGAUAACGACCACCACUUCUCUAGACCGAGAGACCAUUCCUUAUUUCAUAAUCAACAUCAUGGCCAUAGAUGGUGGCAACACCUCACGUAAUUCUACCACAACUCUUACUGUAACCGUGUUGGAUGCCAACGACAACCCCCCGAAAUUCGACCCCGCUUCACUAUUAGGAAACGUUACUGAGGAGCGACCAAGGGGCGAGUUUGUUACCAAAUUGGUGGCAACAGAUCCAGAUAGUGGCAUAAAUUCAGAAAUCGAGUAUAAGCUCGAAUCCAAUGCUCGGCAGUUCCUUAAUAUCGAUCCCCAGACAGGAAUUAUUAAAACAAAUCAGCCGUUUGACUUUGAAGUUCAGAGAAAUUACUCAUUUAAAGUAACCGCCUCUGAUAAGGGAAAUCCGUCGCUCUCUACGACUGCUUUGCUAGUCAUCAAUAUUGUGGACAUAGAUGAUAACUGUCCUGUGUUCAAUCCUAAAGAAUACAACGUAACUAUUGACGAGAACCGACCUCUGAAUCUGACCAUUGUUACUGUGCAUGCAACAGACGUCGACACUGUGGGUGAAACGAAACUAGAGUAUCGAAUAAGAAAGGGAAACCUUGAGAGUACCUUUACAUUAGGGCGCUUUUCAGGCGAGAUGAAAUCUAGAAUAUUUGUGGACCGUGAACUUUCUCGUGAAUUCAACAUGGUCGUGAGUGCCGGUCGUCUGACCUGUGGCGUGAAUUUUACGGAAGACUUAGACGAAAAUAUUCAGGAAACAUUGACGAAGUCCAUCGCAAGAGUUAACGUGUUUGUUAAGGACCAAAACGACAAUGCGCCGGUGUUUCUGAAUAAAGGAUACAAACAUGAACUAAGAAAUAUCUACGCUGAAAGCUUGUUUAUGUUGAACGCAACUGAUCCUGACGAAGGAGACAAUUCCAAGUUUGAAUUUGCAUUGGCAGGAGUAACUAGGAAUGGUUUCAGACGGACGUUGAACGUUACAGCAACGGAUAAGGGAGUGCCCCAGCUCACUUCAAAGGCCACAGUCGAAGUGAUAGGGAAGGACUGCGAGGCUAUGUCAUUUUCCGUUUCAUCGCGUGGUAAUGUAAAAGCCAAAACUUUAUGUAGUAUUGAACGAACAAUGAAAGGCGAAGAUACGGUUGGAAAGAGUAUUACGCUGAACUGCAAUGCUAAAGGCAAUACCAAGGCAGAAUAUCGAUGGACAAAAUCUGGUGUCCAUGUUACAGAUUGGCAAAACACAGGUGUGUUCAAGAUAAAUUCACUACGGAAAGAUGAUGCUGGUGAUUAUUUCUGCGUUGCAUCAAGCGAGGCGGGAAAUAUCGUAUCUGAGACAAUCAAGAUUUACGCAAGAGAACCUGCAAAAAUCAGAGUUGCACCGAAAGAUGUCUGGGUAGAGGAAGGAAGACGAGCCAUUAUAAGUUGUCGCGCGACUGGCGACGCGCCAAUUUUCUACUCUUGGUUUAAAAAUGGUAGAAAAUUGCACACGAGUAAAGAAGUAAAUUAUGAUAAACCAGAUAUUGUUUUCGAAAGCGUAUUUCUAACUGACGAAGGGGAAUAUGCUUGUAUGGUUAAGAAUGAUUACGGAUUUGAGAAAUCUCCUCCGGCGAAAUUACAUGUUUAUGCUGAAUCGUCAAUUGUCGAAAUGGAUAUCGAUGUCAACAAUCCUCAAAAAGAAGAAAACUGUCAAAUUUUCAACUUGCCAGACGUUGUGAAAACUCUAAAUAGCCUGAUCAGUGGUGGUUCAGCUACAGUUGUUGAAUUCAAACAACCAAAAGAAAUGUGUAAUAUAACAGCAUGUUCCUCGAACCCUUGCAAGAACCAGGGAAGCUGCCGUGUAAACGGCAACGGCUUCAUUUGUCAAUGUCCUAGAGGAUGGACUGGCAAGCGUUGUGAAAUUGAUUCGAAUGAAUGCGAGUCUUGCAAUAAGACUGCUUGUGUUAAAUCUAAAGAAAUUUGUCAAAAUAAUGGAAUAUGCACGAAUCAACAAGGAAGUUUCUCCUGUGCUUGUCCGAAACCUGGUGUUCACGGUAAACUCUGUCAGUUAAGUGACACGGUGUGUGAUUCUGACCCAUGUAAAUUAGGGGAGAAAUGUUACCCUAAGGAAAACAAACAGGGUUAUGAGUGUCUAGCCAGCGUUCAAACUGUGUCUAUGAUAUAUCAUCUUGAUACCAAUCAGAAACCGUUCAAUGAUUGGAUGAUCUAUGAUGUUGCCCAAAGUGUCCAGAAUGGUAUUGUCAAUGGGCUAUCACAAGGGGUCCUAGGGAGACGAAAGCGCCGAGACAACAGCGAGAAGGACCGUAUAGACUACGGCGCAUGCUCAGUUCGUAUUAAAGAUGGUUACAAAGUUAAUGAGGAAACAUUGGAGAUGGAAAUAAUGCUGGUUUGCAAGAAUUACCCCAAGAAGACAGCUAUAUGCAACGCCUUGUUGGAUGAGGGAAAGGUUCAAUCCUGCACGGGUGACGAUGGUAAAGUCCUAACGGAGCCGGAGACAACACAAGCACCUUCACUUUCAAAACUUAGUCUAAAAGUGGUAUUUAUCGUUCGCAAUGAAAAUGAUAAAGAUAUUCAGGCAACUGAAGCAAUCGACGCUCUUAAAACACAGAAGAUUGAAAAAAUGCUUCAAAAGAAUGGGAUGACUGUCACAGAUAUACGAGCGCGAUUGACUCCAACGAAUGACAAGCAAGAAUCGGAUGGUUUAUCUGCUGCGGCGAUUGCUGGUAUUGUUAUUGCUGUUCUUCUUAUUAUCGUGGUUGCAGCUUCCAUUAUCUUUGUUCUCUUACGUGCAAGGAGAGAUAAGGAUAGACAAAUUAGUAUCGGUGGCCGAGCUAUUCUUUCUCCAAAUUCCAAGAAACACAAACGAUUUGAUCGCGAUAUUUCUAUGAAGGAGCUCAAUGCUUCUGAAGUUCGCGGGAUGAACAACAAAACGUUUAUGAGUCUUGAAGAAGGGCAUCAAGAUUCAGAUGACGGCGCACGUGACUCGAAUGACGACGCACAAGAUUCAGAUGGCGAAGAUGGUUCCUUCAUGUUUAAGACCCCUAAGGCAAUGUCAAAGACCAAUUUAGAUCAACAAGAUUUUAUGAACGAGCUUGAGACAGCCCCAUGGUUCCAUGGUUCGAUCUCACGGAGCAAAGCAGAGGAUAUCUUGGGUACCCAGGAUUCUGAUGGAUCCUACUUAGUUCGUGCAGGGAUUGAUAAGGGCGAGUUCUAUAUUAGUGUGAGACUCUCGGAAGAUAGUAUGAAUCAUAUUGCUGUGAACCGUCGUGAUGAUAGCUUCGUUGCCGUUUGUGGACCCGAUGCCGAGGCGAUGAAAUUCACAACAUUCCAUGAACUGCUUGAAUAUUUAAAAUCAACCCCGACACGUCUCGAAGGCAGCGAUGACGAACUGUUACUUAAAGAAUAUAUAAAGAAAGGAGAUUAAAUCGAUAUUCUUCAAUAUCCCUAGCAAAUAGAGUAUUUCAAGCCUUCGUCAGUAACGCAUUACUGAUCAAAUAGAAAGUGCCUAUUACAUGCUGUAAAAUGCUGCAAUAAAGUGCUUGAAAACCAGCUGUUUAACAGCACUGAUGGUUAGGACAAACGCAAGUAUUUUUUUAUAUUGUGUAUUACUUUCGAAACUUCACCAACAAGAAGUGAAGAUGAACUUUCUGAGGUCAAUGCAUGGUAAUAUACAAUUAUACUUGUGCUUGUCCGACUUUGCCAGCCGUGGAGAGAGGUUCAUUGCAUGAACCUACCCAACGGCAGGAGUCCAAUGGGCACUUUCUGACACGAUAUCCUCGUGUGCUGGUACCCUGCUUUCAGCGGGAAAUACCAUUGAGAUGCACUCUCUAGUUUUCAUCCAAACAAUUGAUCAAAACUAUCGCCAUUCGAUGCCGAUGGGGUAUUGGAUAAAAAUUUAGAAAUACUAAUUAUGAAAAACUAUUUAAAUAAGAUAUUUUAAUUGCACCUUUAACGCACCUGUAAUAACUUUAAAUAAAACUGUUUAAAUGCACCAAUAUAAAAUAUCCUAAUUAUAAACGCACCUAAUUAUAAAUCCACCAACUAAUUGCACCAUACACGAUACCGCACUGAGAAUUGCACCUUUGCACUGUAAAAAUACCUACAAAAUGUUUACUCACAAAAUGUGAAAUACAUACACUAGAUCUAUUUAAUAAAUUGUUUUGCACAAAUCAUCUGAUAUUCACUCACUUGAGAACAAAACCAAGAUAAUUUCACAGUUGGUGAGUAUGAUGUUUUUUAUUUCGUCCGAUUUUGAGAGCACUCAAGAGCAGUCAUGAUUUGUGAAAAGUGAAGUAUAAAUUUUGUACAUACCAGUUUUUGCACGAUCUUUGCCCGGUUCGCUCAACAAAUUUUUGAUGAUAAGUUUGAUACAGACUAACAAACAAAAAGAAAGGACGAUGAAGCACCUAUAGAUAGAAGAUUCAGAUAUAUAGAGGAGAAAUUCAGUUUAAUUUAUUUUUCCUUCGUUUGCAAACGACUUUUUCAGGGCAUUAAGUGAUUUUUUAAGUGUUUGAGUGGAAGCAGCUAUCAGUUGAUCUAUUGACUAUGGUUUUUUUUCUUUUUCUUCUGCGAAAGAAAUGAAACUCUUAAACCUUUUGCAUUUUUUGUUUU
Messenger RNA from Dendronephthya gigantea, 10034 nucleotides. Its product is annotated as protocadherin Fat 4-like. NCBI's taxonomy places the organism in Eukaryota, Metazoa, Cnidaria, Anthozoa, Malacalcyonacea, Nephtheidae. Gene Ontology annotation, molecular function: calcium ion binding; cadherin binding. Gene Ontology annotation, cellular component: catenin complex; plasma membrane. Gene Ontology annotation, biological process: homophilic cell-cell adhesion. Bases 1 to 8847 code for a protein of 2948 amino acids. The transcript has 34 exons. The record is from RefSeq and is a predicted model, not a curated record.